Molecule: messenger RNA, 342 nt
Organism: Dicrocoelium dendriticum
Lineage: Eukaryota; Metazoa; Platyhelminthes; Trematoda; Plagiorchiida; Dicrocoeliidae
Source: the annotation of a GenBank genome assembly
AUGGCUAUUUUCGACAUCUAUGCAGUUCACCGAAAGUUCAAUAUGUGCUUAUGCGAGGAUGAUGUUCUUCUCCGAGAAUAUUGCGAUGCAUACACUGAAGUUUCCAAGCUGCUCUCAUGUCUCGGAACAGUGUUCUAUUUUGUCGUUCGGGAUGUGGACAACAAGCUUCGUAUCCUAUAUCGACAUAAUAGUCAAGAGCCGCAAACCUAUCGGAGCAUCCGCAGUAUGUGUGCUCACGAGGCUGAUUCCGGCAUGUCAGAUACCAUGAAAAGUUCCAUUGCUAAUAAUUACCUGUUCUAUCCUUUACCUGCGAGUCACGUAGUCGCACCCCACUCAACAUGA